AUGAUUAAUGGCCACAAAACCUUUAAAAAUCCUGUGGUAUUGUGGAAAUUCCCAGAGGACUUUGGAGACCAGGAAGUACUGCAGAGUGUGCCAAAAUUCUGUUUUCCCUUUGACGUUGAAAGGGUGUCUCAAAAUCAAGUUGGACAGCACUUUACUUUUGUAUUGACAGACAUCGAAAGUAAACAGAGAUUUGGAUUCUGCAGACUCACAUCAGGAGGUCAAAUUUGUUUAUGCAUCCUUAGCUACCUGCCUUGGUUUGAAGUAUAUUACAAGCUUUUAAAUACUCUGGCAGAUUACUUGGCUAAGGAACUGGACAGUGAUUUGAAUGAAACUCUUCAGUCACUCUAUAACCAUCCAGUACCAAAGGCAAAUACUCCUGUCAAUUUAAGUGUGAACCAAGAGAUAUUUAUUGCCAGUGAGCAAGUUCUGAAAGGUCAGACCUCUCUAGUACCGCAUUCCUACUUCAUUGCCCCUGAUGUAACGGGACUCCCAACCAUCCCUGAGAGUAGAAAUCUUACUGAAUAUUUUGUUGCUGUGGAUGUGAACAAUAUGCUGCAACUGUAUGCCAGUAUGCUGCACGAAAGGCGCAUCAUUAUUACCUCUAGCAAAUUAAGCACUUUAACUGCCUGUCUCCAUGGAUCAGCUGCUCUGCUUUAUCCAAUGUACUGGCAACAUAUAUACAUCCCCGUGCUGCCUCCACGUCUGCUGGACUAUUGCUGUGCCCCAAUGCCAUACCUGAUUGGAAUACACUCCAGCCUCAUAGAGAGAGUGAAAAAUAAAUCUUUGGAAGAUGUGGUUAUGUUAAAUGUUGACACAAACACUUUAGAAUCUCCAUUUAAUGACUUGAGCAACCUACCAAGUGAUGUGGUCUCGGCCUUGAAAAAUAAACUGAAGAAGCAGUCUACAGCUACGGGUGAUGGAGUAGCUAGGGCCUUCCUUAGGGCACAGGCUGCUUUGUUUGGAUCCUACAGAGAUGCACUGAGAUACAAACCUGGUGAGCCUAUCACUUUCUGUGAGGAGAGUUUUGUGAAGGCCCGGUCAAGUCUGAUGAAACAUUUCUUGGAAACAGCGGUUAACCUUCAACUUUUUAAGCAGUUCAUCGAUGGUCGACUGGCAAAGCUAAAUGCAGGAAGGGGCUUCUCUGAUGCAUUUGAAGAAGAGAUCACUUCAGGUGGCUUUUGUGGAGGGAAUCCGAGGUCAUAUCAACAAUGGGUGCAUACAGUCAAGAAAGGAGGCGCACUGUUCAACACAGCAAUGACCAAAGCAACUCCUGCUGUGAGGACAGCAUAUAAAUUUGCGAAAAAUCAUGCAAAGCAGGGGAUAAAGGAAGUGAAGAGUAAGCUAAAACACAAGGAAAAUGAAGAAGAUUAUGGGGCCUGCUCUGGUUCUGUCCAAUACACCCCGGUGUACACGUUGCACAGUGAAAAGGGAGAACCCCUAGAAAAGCGUAAGCUUGCCCAGGCUCGCUUAACAAGGCCUCUGAGGAGCCUUGACAGCGCCCUGUGCGACGACGACGACGAGGACAUGGAAAGAGCAAGCAAGCUGUCUUCGGAAGACGGCGAGGAGGCGUCUACUUACCUUUAUGAAAGCGAUGACUCGGUGGAAGCCAGAAUCCAGGCUCCUCACGCAGGGGAAAUGGACUUGCUGGGUGAGAUCCUGGACACACUGAGCACCCACAGCUCAGACCAAGGAAAGCUCGCAGCUGCAAGGAGCCUGGAUUUCUUUAGAUCAAUGGAUGAUAUUGAUUACAAACCUACGAACAAAUCCAAUGCUCCCAGUGAGAAUAAUCUGUCCCUGCUUUGUGGUGCUUCGGGCGACCAAGUGGAGUGGAACCUUGGCCAGGACGACAGCGCCCUCCAUGGCAAACAUCUGCCUCCAUCUCCCAGGAAGCGGGUUUCCUCAGGUGGCUUCACAGAGUCACUGUUUAUCCUGAAGGAGGAAAAUAGUGAAAAAGCCCUCAGCCCGGGCCCUGUGAGCGGCCCUCGGCCAGUGGAAAAGCCAACUUCAGCUCCAGGCCUGGGCUUCCCGCUAGCUCCCCAAGAGGCUUCUCAGACGGAUCAAGGAAAGCCCGACCCGAGAGAAACACUAAGCCAGAUUUCAGACGAUCUGCUUACACCGAGCCCGGGGCCAAGGCCAUCUACGUCUGUGCCUUGGGAAAAAGACGGGAAGGAAGCCAAAGAGCCCUCAGAAGACAUCGGACUGCUUCACGAAGUAGUGUCGUUAUGUCACAUGGCAUCGGCUUUCCAACAAGGUUUCAACAUUUCAGAAGAAAACAGAAGUGGAAACCAAGCUUAAAUCAGCCACUUGCCUCCAGACGUCUCUGGAGACAGUCUAGAAUUCCAUGUAAGCUGUGUAAUAAACAGAAAUGUAGGAAUGAUAACACUUAAUACUAUUUAAGACUUAUUUUCAUGUGGAGCAUACAUUUCUACUUGUUCUUGUUGUGGACAGAUGGUAUCCAUUGAUUUUUAAAUGUAAAGCUAAAUCUUCUACAACUCUCUUCAAUCAGGUACAAGUUUGUAUGUACAUUGAGGUAUGCAUUGAACAUAUGACUUUCCAGUAUUUGGUGCUUAAUGCCAUUCAUCUUAUUUAAACUAAGUAUGCAUAUAUAACCCCUGCACAUAGCUGUUAGCUACUCUGCUAAUCUGGUUGAGCAUGAACUCAUUAAGAUAUCAAAACUAGCCUGAAACUGUUGACCCACUAAUUGCCUUAACCUUAAGCCUUUAUUAAUUAGGUAUCCUUAAAUAAUUUAUGGACUUACAUGUAAGUUUUUGAAAGAUAAGUUGUUAGUGUUCUACAGAGCAAUAAUGACUUUUUCUACUUUGGAAUCAAGGUCAAACUUCACCUUUUCAUAGUUGAAAAGCUCUCUUGUAGAAAUAUUGAGUUUAUUUACAGAAGGACGCUGCAGCCAUGCUUUCCCCCAUCCUCAAGGUACACACUUAGCUUUCGCUCAGUGACUGGAGGAUGCACUGCAUCACAAUGUGAAGUGGGUUGUUGUGUUUACAAAUGAGACACUUUAAAUGUUUCCCAGUCUCUCUCUAUGCUUUUACCAACCAGGAGUCCCCUCCUCCAAAUGUAAUAUAAAUGACCAUAAGAAAGUCAUGUCUUCUUUCCCUCUUUAAUAAUUCUCUAUCACCAGGCUUCAUACCCUUAUCUCAAGUUCUCCUCUUAAAAUAAGUUAUAUUCUUAGACAUUUCAGAUGUACAGAAAAUGAAAGUAGUGCAGAAAGUUUCUGUAUUAUAUUUCCCCUCCCCUCCCCCCACUGCCAACACACACACACACACACACACACACACACACACACACACACACACGGUAUCCUGUAGUCUUGACACCUUCGUGUGGUACAUUUGUUAAAAGUAGUGAACCUGUCUCGAUGCGUUAUGUUAACUAAAGUUCCUUACAUUCUUCAGAUUUCCUUUCGUCUUUCUGCUCAGUGGUCCCAUCGAGGACACCACAUUGCAUGUCCUUGUGCGUCUUCUUAGGCUCCUCACGAACACCAGUGGUGCAGCGGGCUAACCACUGAGCUGUGAACCAUAGGUCUGUGCUGUAUAAGAUCGCAAAACUCAGAAUCGACUCCGGAGCAGUGGGCUUGAUUUCAGUGGGUUGACUGGUCUUUUCUCAGAGGCUCCUAGUUUUUGAUGACCUUAAUCAUUUUGAGGAGCACUGGGUGGGUGUAACAUAGGAUGUCCUUCUGUUGGAAUUUUUCUAUGUUUUUCUUGUGAUUGGACUGGGCUUACAUGUUUUUAGGAGGAAAAUUACAAAAUUACUUUCAUCAUUUCACUGGCACAUACUAACAUGAAUCAUGCAUGUUGCUGUUGGCUCUCUUACGCAGACUGAGGUAGGUGGUGCUUGUCAGGGUUCCCACUGGAAGGUUCCUCUUUUCAUCUCUUUUCUGUAGUGGGCUCCUCGGCGGGCAGUCCCUAUGUAAAGGCCACACUUCCACAGCAAGUGGUCGUGCUUCCCCAGCCCCGUUUAGGACAACAGGUACAUCAACUGCUUGGAAUUCUUCUGUACAGGAGAUUCAUCUCUUCUGCCCUGAAAUUCACUUCAAACCUUUAGCUUUCCUCGGAGAAGGAAUCAUGCAGUGAUUGCGUCGAGAAAAGCCAAACCAAGCCCUGCCAGGUGCUGUGCUUCAUGAUAGGCUAAAGAUUGACAUGUAAUUGAGAGGGGCAGCGAUGUUCCACAUAAUUAUUAUUGGUGUACUCAGUUUAUCUCUCCUCUAUACAUUGCCAAUCACGGAUGAUAGCUUUUUAAAAAAUCUCUUCUGAGAAAAGAUGUUUGAGAGAUCAUUCAAAAAAAUCUAUCAGGACUUUAUAAUUUUUAGUUGAAAAAAUCAUGGAAAACCGUUUGUUUAAAAACAUACCUUUAUAAAUGUUGUAACCAGGCCAGUCUUUAAAACCCUUAAAAAAAAACACCAAGUUAUUGUUGUUUUUAAAACAAAUAUCCAAAAGCUAAAUGGAUAUUUUUAUUUGGCACAGAUAGCUAUUCCUGGUUUGUAAGGAAAACAAGCCUUGUUUUCCUUAUAAGGAUGGGCUUUACAUAUACUAAGGAAAAGCAAGUUUACUCAUUUUUUUAAAACUCUUGGUUCCUGUCCAAUUCUGCUGUUAACUGCUCAUUACAAAAUUCUGGUUUACUUUGGUGAAAUACAUAGUAAAGACCAUAUGUCAGAAAAACUCUGUUAAGUGAGAAGGAAAAAAAUUCACACCAGUGAACUCCUAGCAAAUAUUUCUUCAUAAUUUGUAUUAAGAACCUACAGCCUUCUGAUGGGAAUUUUUGAAUGAGUUUUUGCUUCAGAUUUGGUAGUUUAAAGAAUGAGAUCUAUGAAAUAACAUCGGCCAUACUUGAAUUUUAGUCCGUUUAUAAACACUACGCCCUCAGAAAUAUAAGUCUUGGGGGGCAAGUGUUAUCUUUCAGCCCCCUUACAAAACAUUUGGCUGGAUGACUAUUGUUUGGGGCAUAAUUAGCCCUUAACAAGUAACAUAUUUGUCUCAAGAUAUUUUAAAGUGACCUGUGCCUUAUUCUCACAUAAACAAUUAGCUGUUAUUUUUAAAGAUUAGAAUGAAAAACUCUACAUGUUAUUGUUGAAGGUCAGUAGCAACUAUUCUUGGUAGUGUAGGCCAUUGAGUGUUGAAUAUGCUAAGUCUGCUCUUAAGCUAGCCUUUCCAGUAUUAUGGUGGAUAUCGGGAAAAUGAAGUAAUACUGAGGUGAGUUCUGAAAUCAAAAUGUUGUUCAUUUUCUACUGUUCAUAUUUUCUAUUGCAACUAAACCAAAUAUUUGUAAUAUUCCCCAUUAUUUUACUGGAAAAAAGUUUUUGUUUUUGUUUUUCUUCAAAGAAGCAACACCUGUUAUAUAUCAGGAUUAGAUAAAAGAAGAAGACUUUGGGUUUGGGUACACAGUCUUUUAUAUAGCUUCUAAAACUGAGUUCUAAUUCUCUCCAAAUUCUACUUUUGCCUUUACCCCUUUGCCCUUAGAUCUUGUGCCCGUGGCAUUUCAGGGAUAAAGAGGAGCAGUGUGGGCAUUUAGAAGCUGUUGUUCUAUAAAAUAUUGUUGGAUUUUAUAUUUUGUUGGCUACCUAUUUUAGAAAAGCACCAAAAUAUUGCACGAUUAGUUUUCUGAUUAAGAUAAAUUAAUAACUCAUUUAUUUAGAAAGUAUUUAUCAAAUCUCUGUACCAGUCAUAUGCACGGUACUAUGGUAACUGAGAAUGUGCGGGAGUGAAAAGUUGAGAUUGUCCCUGUUCUCAAGGAACCAAUUAAAAUGAAUUUCAGACCUCUGUUAAUAAUACUGAUGAUGAUGUUAAUAAUAAAAAACUAAUAGUUUUCCUAGAAGUAAUUAUUCUGAGAAUCUAAAUAACAAAAACCAAUAAGUUUCUUUUAAUAGCUGCUUAAUCUAAAGCAUGCUGCAAGUACAGAGUCAUCGUAUUGUUUGUAAUUUCAGUAACUUACUUUCUCCGUUAUUCUGCCAAGUCUAAUGAGCUGCUACCGAAGGUAGCCACUUUUAAGGGAUAGACCCAGAGACUCUUUUUAGCAAAUGUGUGUCGUUGAUCUGAUUCCCUGUCACUGUUCUGCUCCUCCACUUUGUAACCAAAAAAUGGACUGAUGCUCCCUUCCAACACGUAGGACCAGUUUAUCCAGCUUAGGGAUAACCGCGUGUGGACGCAUGUUGUUUGGAAACCCAAUUCCUACCUUGGUAGCAACACCCUCCAGAAAUAGGCCUCUCACCUCUUUUAAAAUCAAAACUCUGUGACAGUAUGUUGUUAGGGUUCUGCACUUACAGUCAAAUAAUAAGACCCAAGAACGCUGAUGACUGCUGUUUCUUAAAUAAGGUGAAGAAGUAAAUUUCUAAUCAAGAAGAGAAAACAAUAUUAUCAUAAUCAUCUGACCUUCACACUCUUGUAGAAAUCUUGGGUUUUCAGGUAAAGGUUGCUGAUUUUCUGCAAUAAAUGUUCUGAUUGCUUUUAAUUUGGCAUUUGAGUAGACAGCUGUAAAUCAGAAUGAGUCUGAGAAUGCAAAAUGAAUUCCCAAAUCAUAUCUCCCCAAAGCAUUUCUUAGUAUAGGAAAUAGAUGUCAGUAUUGACAGCUUUCCCCUACCAAACCCAUUAAUAUCAUUAGUGUAUGUUUUAAGCAAACCAGUUAACCUUUUUGAUUUGGUCAGUACAUUGGGAAUUGCGUGCAUUUAGACAGAGUAUAUUUUAUUUGGAAAAUAAUAGGAUUUUGUGCAAUAUUUUGUGUGUGUGUAAUUUAGUUAAUAUAAAUAUGCAGUCGUUUCUGGCAGAUGCCUUAAGGUCAUGUUUUUCAGUAUUUGUGUAGGACUAGAAACUGUGUCACUGCUUUAUGCUAGACAUGGAAAAGAUAUCUGUGAAAACCUCCUGAGCAUUGAGAUUCGGUUGAUUGUUCUUGCACCCUUGAGGCUACAGUGUGAAUCAUCUCCAACUCUGACUACUAUUGGGACGGACACUGUGUAUACAAGUAUUGCUUUGGGAAUGUAAAAAAUAUAUGCAAAUAAAUAUUGAUCCACAUUGCCAUAAAGUGCCCCAACAGUGCAGUUAUAAAAUAAAAUUGAUCACAAUAAAAACUU
This is a messenger RNA of Echinops telfairi (small Madagascar hedgehog), 7075 nucleotides long. RefSeq names its product DENN domain containing 1B (gene DENND1B). Gene Ontology annotation, cellular component: cytosol; nuclear speck; intracellular membrane-bounded organelle. Gene Ontology annotation, molecular function: phosphatidylinositol phosphate binding; guanyl-nucleotide exchange factor activity. Gene Ontology annotation, biological process: T cell receptor signaling pathway; endocytic recycling; endocytosis. Lineage: Eukaryota; Metazoa; Chordata; Mammalia; Afrosoricida; Tenrecidae. The coding region runs from base 1 to 2295 and encodes 764 amino acids. The record is from RefSeq and is a predicted model, not a curated record. The transcript has 22 exons.